ACAACUCGGUAGCGAAGUGGCUAAUCAGAAAAAAUCGUGUCGAAGGAAGAGGCGAGGCAAAAACGUAACAGAGAAUUUCAAUAGCCUCAGAAAGAAAAUAGCAACCAGCAAAAUGAAGCUGCCAUUUGUCAUCUUCUCUUUGGUCCUGAUAUAUUGGAUCUGCAUGAUCCAUGCUGAUGAAGACGUUAACUCGAAGAAAGAUGAGAUAGAUUCGGAUACAGAGGACGCAUUGGACCAUCAAUAUGUAUCCUUGGAAAAAUCCCUUUUAAGACACAAAAGAGGUUCAUUACCGGUUAUUGAUAUGUUAUCUAGCACGAACUUGAUGUCGAAAAUAUUCCUGAAAACCUUAGGAGUCGGCAUUAAACCUAUGUUAAAUUUAUGCAAGUUUAUGAACGAUGCACUAAGUGGAAAUGGUGUUUGUUCCAAGACAGAGGAUUUCUCCAUGAAGAACCUCAUAUCAAUCAUGAAUCCAACAAAAACAAUAAAAACAAUCAAGGGUGCGUUCUGCACUUGCUUAAACACGAUGGGUGAAGCAAAUCGUGUGGCACUUCGCAAAGUGAUGAAGACAGCCGUAGACUUUGGAAUGAACGUAAUGAUGCCCAAAGUAGUAAUACCAUCCCUGACUAUGAUAAGAAAAAGCGGCAUUUUACCUAAGAAAAUGUGUAUCAUGAUAGACACGUUUAUCGCAGCUUACAACCUUAUGAAUAUGGCGAAGAAAUUGCUGUAAUGUGCAAAGGAUAAUUUCUUGUUUUUCAAAGUAAAAAUAAAAGGCUAACAUGCAAAGUA
This is a messenger RNA of Harpegnathos saltator (Jerdon's jumping ant), 786 nucleotides long. RefSeq lists its product as uncharacterized. NCBI's taxonomy places the organism in Eukaryota, Metazoa, Arthropoda, Insecta, Hymenoptera, Formicidae. The transcript has 2 exons. The record is from RefSeq and is a predicted model, not a curated record. Bases 113 to 727 code for a protein of 204 amino acids.